UGCCGACUGACGUGCGAAGUUCGAAGAUAACAUUGCCGGCGCUGACUCAGACGCUUGGGUCGAAGUUCGAAGCAAUGAUGAUGACACUCGCCCGCCAAGUCACCUAGAGAGCAAGCGUUGCAUGUCGCCGUCGUCGGUCCCGUGUCGCCUGUGGUCCGAUGACAAGGCCCGUGGCGAGCCGAGCGUGGGCGUGCUGCCGCUGCGCCCGAUCCUCGGCAUUGGCUGCUCGGUCUUCUCCGUGCUCGGCUGUCUCUACAUCAUCGUGACCUACCGAAUACGCCAGUCGCGCAAGGUGUACGUCGACUCGGUGGGCCGCCUCGUGCACGUGCUCGCGUGGCUCGACUUUGUGGGCUGCGUCGCGCGCAUCCUCCUCGAGGCGCUCAAGCCAUCGAACCCGUCGCAGCUCCUCGACGUCGCCAACGUCUCGGCGUCGCCCGACUGGUUUGACCCGAACUGGACAGCAGCCUGUGAAGCGUGGCGGGACCAUGCGGGCCAGAUCUUGUGUGCGGUGCUGCACUUUUCGCUCAUGGGCUCGAUCUGCUGGCACUGCAUGAUGGCGGUCAACCUCUACCGCUGGGUCUGCAAGGGCGACGACCAGCGCGUGCUCCACCACCGCUUCAUCUCGUACUUUUGGUGCAUGACGGCGUUCGCACUGCUCAUGAGCGUCCUCCCGUACCUUGACAAGGCGUACGACACGCACUCGUACUCGAUGCGCUUCGACGAGAUCGCGUACGCGGUGGGCUGCCACUACGCGUGGCUCGUCCUCGGCUGGUUCUUUAUGAUCUUCUUCCUCGUGCGCGUGCAGUACGACAUGCGCCAGCGCCUCGGCAGCCCCGUCGGCUUGGCCAACCGGAAUGCCGUCGUCGCCUACAACGACGUCGGGCGCAAGCUCGUCUUCUACGUCGGCGCAUACCUCGUGUUUCGCAUCUCCAACGUCAUCGACUGGCUCUUUAGCAUGUCGGACCUGACCGAAGACGCGUACUUUGUGCCCGUGCUCAUCCUCAACAACAUUCUCGCGCCGCUCACCGGGUUCGUCAACGCCGUCAUCUACGGCGGCAUCUCGCCCCACAGUGUCUAUCACCGCUGCUGCUGCUGUCGGCGCUUAGAGAGCCACAGCGUGGACGCCGCCGAUGUGCUCGAAGCUGCGUCGGCCGUCGACCGCCGCCCGUCGCUUCCCACAGCACACGCGAUGCACGCACUGGGGCACGCCCGGCUCUUUGUGUCGUCGUACGACCUCUCUCGGUCGCUGUUUCCCAAGACAUCGCUGAGUCUCUGGCUGCCGUCGCGCGCGAUGGACAUCUAUGUGCUUGGACUGAUCAACUGCGUCGACGUUGACGACGCCAAGAGCAGCGUCCUCGAGCACCUCAAUGCGCGCUUCGCACCACUGACGCAGUACCAAGUGUUUGCGUGCCACAGCCGCAAGGCGCUCCACUCGACCGACGCGCCCACCGUGCAGCUCGUCUUUGCACGAAGAGCCGACGUGGCGUCCGGCAGCGUUGCAUUCGAUAUCGAUCGACAAGGCCGGAGCGGGUCGCGCCAGAUCACGGGCAUGUCGCUGCGGUACUUUGACGUUGCCAUCGCGUUUGCCACGUGCAGCUUGAAGCCCUCGAGCGAGGAGUACCUCAUGCACCGCAAGCUGGCCGAAAUGGGCAAGAUCCUCCAGACCUUCUCGCCCGACGUUGAUAACCCCGGCCUUGACUUUCCACACCAAUACCACCACACGAUCCUCGCCGGUAACUUCAACUUCAAGUUGCAAGGCAGCACGCUCCAAGAGCGCAUUGACGCAGCGAUGAGUGCGCAGCUUCGCCAACGCGCCGCCGACGACGCGCUCGAUGCGUACUUUAGCGAGGCGCCGCUUCGGCCGCGGGCCUCGACCGACGCCAAGGGCCAGCACGACUUGGUGUACGAGACAAGGUGCGAGAUGCGCCAGUCGGAUAUCAUUUUUGGCCUCGUGCAAAGCCCGAUGGGGCCAGCCAACGACGACGACACACACGUGUCAUCGUUCCGCUCCUUCUUGCAGGCCCAGCUGUGCAGCGGGCCACCGAAGAAGGCACAGAAGAGCCACCGCGGGCUCGUUCAAGCCGCCAAGGACGCGAAUGACGCUGCGGUCGCCAAGUGGAAUGACGUAUUGCAGUGCGACCGCCUCCGAGCGCUCAUGGACAGCAACGACGUGUUGAGCGGCUUUGAGGAACCACCGAUCGCGUUUCCGCCGUCGUUUCCGAGGGUCCUGGGCGUUGGCGAGAAGAACGCAAUGGGCCGUCGGCUCUUUGGCCCUGGCGACGUUGCGUACGCUGACCGCAUCUUCUACCACUCGCUGCCGGGAGUCGAGCCUCGUCUCUCGGUCGACGCGUACUACCUCUGCGAAGACCUCGGCGGCUCGCCGCACAAGCCGAUCUGCGCCGAGUUUCGCCUCGAAGUCAACCGGUUGCACACGGCGCAGCUGCAAUCCAAAGAGACGCAGCACUUUGGCUUUCAUCUGCGCAAUUUAGACGCCAAUUUGUGGGAGCCGCCGAAGCUCACGCGCGGGCACUCGAUGCGCACGUCGUCUGCGACGACGUUAUCGCGGCCGCCGUCGUUCUUGGAGAGACCCGCGACCAAGUGCGCGCGCAAGAAGCUCGAGAAAGUGCCCGAAAACUUCUUGACGUAUCCGAUGCACCACGCGUUCAGCGGCGGCGCGACGCCGUUGAAUGCGUGGAAGCAGUUGCAGGCGUCGACAUCGGCGCCCUGCGAAUGCAAGUACUGCGAUGCGCCGUCCGACGACGAGUCGAUCGCGGUGCAGUCAGUGGAGCCCGUGCGCCUCUAUGUGGUCUUUCCACUGCCGUCGGUCGAUAAUUUCCGCUCGCAGCGCAAGAUUUAUGAGCUCGCGCAGAGCGUGACGCAGGGCUAUGACGUCGCCGACGACGCGCAUGACGACUACACCAACUGCACCGAAGUGUCUUGGGCCGACGCACUCGAGCAUGGCGUCGUGCACACGUCGGUCACACGGCGAAGUGCAUCGGACGCCGUGCUCCACGUCGGUGUCAAGGUCGAAGGACCCCGGGAUUCGGGUGGCGAAGGCGUUCUCGCGCUGCACCCGCGGGACGUGGGCGUGAGCCGGCAGUUUGACGUGGCGCUCACAUGGGGCGGCAAGCACACGGGCUAUCUGCACGUCGACGUCGAGAUGUUUCAUGCCACCGACACGGACACGCGGCGGCACGUCUACUAAGCUGGGUCUCAGCUUGACACAUUGAUACUAUUUAAUGGAGAAGAUCCUGCAGGGUGAGCGUGCUAAUAGUAUCGCUCGGGAG
Molecule: messenger RNA, 3287 nt
Organism: Saprolegnia parasitica CBS 223.65
Lineage: Eukaryota; Oomycota; Saprolegniomycetes; Saprolegniales; Saprolegniaceae
Exons: 12
Coding region: 122-3205 (1027 amino acids)
Biological process (GO): adenylate cyclase-activating G protein-coupled receptor signaling pathway
Cellular component (GO): plasma membrane
Molecular function (GO): G protein-coupled receptor activity
Source: RefSeq, a predicted model, not a curated record